AGAUGGUACUAGUAAGUAAUACUUGCGACCAUGUGACUGUGAUUUCAUCUUCAUUGCCAUUUGUAUAUUAUUAAGAAGAUAAUGAGUCCGAUGAAUAUUUUCGGUACAUAAACAGAGUGCGGUAAAAUAAAGGACUCAUUUUGUUUUAAAUCACGCAUCAAUCAUCUACAGUUCACGUUACUUACAAUUCACUCUAUUUUGCUCAACUAUACCACAAAAAUAAAAAUGUUGCACAAAACAAUGAUUUCAAUAGUUAUUUUUACACUUGUCAGUUGUACGCGUUACGCGUUGUACGCCUUGUACCAGGCAAGAGUCAUUGGAAUUUCAUGAGCGCUGUGCUUCGAGCAAUGACGGACAAUGGACACAACGUUACAGUUUUUACACCAUUUCUAGAUGGUAAUCGAGAAAACUAUACAGAAAUAGAUAUGUCCAAUAUAUAUCCCAUGAAACUUAAUAUGAGUAUAGUAAGAAUGAGAAGAAUCUUCAACAAUUGGUUCACGCCAAUAUCUUUCAUGAUGAAAAAUUAUGGUAGACAAAGCUGUGAAAUAUUGCACAACAACGAUCAACUAAAUGAUGUUUGGGAAAACAAAUUACAAACCGUUUCUGAUGCAAUUGUCAUUGAACCUGGAAUAGCGUCAGGUUGACUAUCUUACCUCGGAGCAAACUCAAAUUUACCAGUUAUAUACACGACUCCAAUUCCAAUAAAUACUUAUACUGAACGUAUUACCUGCGGCGAUAUCAGUAACCCAGCAACGGUAUCACCAAUGUUAUCUAAUUUUGCUUUUCCUAAAACGCUUACUCAACGRUUCAUUAAUACACUUAUUUGGUUGUACACCAGUAUAAUAGUUAGAUUUCAAGAAUUCUUACUAAAACUAUACUAUUCAAAACCUUACGAUGAAGACAUGAUAAAUCCUCCAUCUUUGGUAUUUAUGAACACUCAUUUCAUAAGCGAUAAGUCUAGAGUCUAGAACUCUAAUUUUGUAUUUUUUUUUCAUGUUUUUGAUUAAAUAAAUUAAAGAAAUAUUAAAACUGCUCUA
This is a messenger RNA of Diuraphis noxia (Russian wheat aphid), 1037 nucleotides long. RefSeq names its product UDP-glycosyltransferase family 37 member C2. Gene Ontology annotation, molecular function: UDP-glycosyltransferase activity. NCBI's taxonomy places the organism in Eukaryota, Metazoa, Arthropoda, Insecta, Hemiptera, Aphididae. The record is from RefSeq and is a predicted model, not a curated record.